CUGCAAGAGAUCAUCACGCUGCCCAUGCUGCGCCCGGAGUACUUUAGCAAGGGUGUUUUGCGGCGGUACAAUGUCAGUGGAAUCCUGCUGUUCGGCCCACCUGGAACGGGCAAGACAAUGUUGGCCAAGGCGGUAGCCAAGGAGAGUGGCAGUGUGGUGCUCAAUAUCCGCGCGAGUGAUAUCUACGACAAGUACGUUGGCGAGGGUGAGAAGCUUGCGGAGGCCGUGUUUACGCUGGCACGCAAGCUUGCGCCGUGUGUUAUUUUCAUCGACGAAGUGGACGCGCUCUUUUCAGCGCGCUCGUCUGGAGAGACAAACAAAUUCCGGCGGGACAUUAUGAAUCAGAUCAUGUCCGAGUGGGACGGAAUUAACACGCAGCGGAAAAAGGGCGCCACGACAGGUGCACAGGGCUCUGCGGGGCCACCGCCUCAGGUGAUGGUCAUGGCGGCGACCAAUCGGCCGUUCGACCUGGACGAUGCCAUUCUGCGGAGGUUGCCCAGGCGCAUUAUGAUCGAUCUGCCUGGCGUCGAUGACCGCAAGCAGAUUCUUCGGAUCCACUUGGCGGGCGAAGAGCUGGAUGCUGACAUUGAUAUGGAGGCGCUGGCUAAACGCACGGAUAAUUUCUCUGGGUCUGAUCUGAAGAACCUGUGCGUGGCGGCGGCACUGGCUGCACUGCGCGAGAGGGUGCAGGAGGAAGUUGGCGGCGCGCAGUCAGCGACAGAGGGGGUUUCGCUGAUAGAACGACUCCCAAAGUCGAUCAAGCUGGCAACUAGGCAUUUUGAUGCGGCACUGAAAAAGGUGGCCCCGAGCUCAUCUGACCAGAUGGAGUCGCUGAUCGAGCUGCGCAAAUGGGAUAAGAUGUACGGUGACGGGGCG
Molecule: messenger RNA, 876 nt
Organism: Kickxella alabastrina
Lineage: Eukaryota; Fungi; Kickxellomycota; Kickxellomycetes; Kickxellales; Kickxellaceae
Product: P-loop containing nucleoside triphosphate hydrolase protein
Exons: 2
Cellular component (GO): mitochondrial outer membrane
Molecular function (GO): ATP hydrolysis activity; ATP binding
Source: RefSeq, a predicted model, not a curated record